Exophiala viscosa is the source of this 1796-nucleotide messenger RNA. Its product is annotated as MFS transporter. Gene Ontology annotation, molecular function: carbohydrate:proton symporter activity. The record is from RefSeq and is a predicted model, not a curated record. NCBI's taxonomy places the organism in Eukaryota, Fungi, Ascomycota, Eurotiomycetes, Chaetothyriales, Herpotrichiellaceae. Gene Ontology annotation, biological process: transmembrane transport; carbohydrate transport. Gene Ontology annotation, cellular component: membrane. The transcript is spliced from 8 exons. Bases 189 to 1679 code for a protein of 496 amino acids.
CAACCCAAGGACUGCAUGUUCGGCGCUUGAGCCGACGGGCGAUGGGAUAUAUCCACGGCUGAUCACUCCUCUCGAGGACAUCCCUUUCUCUUCCACUGUUCUUAGCUUCUGAGCGACCGGAGACCCCAGCGUGCUUCGCGACACCUAGGACUUCUUCUAAGGCUUCUAGGAUAAGGACUACUGUCAAGAUGGCAGGCUCAAUCUGGUAUACGUUGGGUAUAAGUGUCUUUGCCGCGAUAGGCACCUUCCUCUUUGGUUUCGAUACUGGCAUUGCCACGACAACCAUUGCACACGCCAGCUUUACUGACUACAUGCACCAUCCCAACAAAGGCUUGACUGGCGCGGUCGUAUCCGUAUAUAUCGCCGGCGAGGCUGUGGGAGCUCUCACCCAGACCUUCAUCGGCGAUAAACUCGGCCGCAUCCGAUUCAUGCAGCUCAUGUGCGUGGUCGUCACCAUCGGCACUGUGAUACAGACAGCGGCCGUCAACAUGGGCAUGUUCCUUGCUGGUCGUGUGUUGGCUGGAUUCUCUGUUGGCGGCCUCGUCGCCACAGUUCCCAUCUACCUCAGCGAGAUCUCUGCUCCUGCAAACCGAGGCCUCAUCGGCGGCAUCUCCGGUUGCGGUAUCUCACUGGGAACAAUGGUGUCCAAUUGGGUAGGGUUCAGCUGCAGUUAUGCGCCCUACGGUACGACGCAAUGGCGCCUGCCACUCGGUGUUCAGAUCCCUUGGGGUAUCAUCCUUUUCAUCGGCCUAGCGACAUUCAUGCCCAAUUCUCCGCGACAGUUGAUUCGCAAUGGCAAGAUCGAAGAGGCACGUCUGCAGUUUAUUCGCAUUCGUCGCGAUCUCUCGAGUCAUGAAGUCCACGAAGAGUUCGCCCUCAUGCGUGGCCAGAUCGAGUUCGAGAUGCACAGAGAGAUCAAGUCCCUUGCCGAAGUCUUCAAGUUGUUCCGGCACAGAGCGCUGGUGUCGAUUGGCGUACAGACUAUGACGAGCUUGACUGGCGUGAAUGUCAUACAGUAUUACCAGACCAUUCUCUUCAAGUCUUUGGGAAUCAGCAGCCACAUGAUCCUCGCUCUGGCCGCCGUUUACGGAACACUUGCCUUUCUAUCGAAUGUGCUCACCACGAGAUUCCUUGCUGACCAGUGGGGUCGUCGUAAGAUGAUCCUGGCUGGAUUGACGGGCAUUAUCAUCAUCGAGAUCUAUGCGUCUGUCAUGCAGCUUGAGUUCCAGAACACGGAGAAUAAAGUCGGCAAGGGGUUCGCGGUGCUGGGUAUCUAUCUGUUUGUCGUGACAUACUAUGGCAUGUUGAACAGUACGACCUGGCUUUAUGGAGCAGAGGUGUUGCCUAUUGCUUUGCGCUCAAAGGUCAUGGGUCUGGCCGCUGCGUCGCAUUUUAUCGUGAACGUCGGAAUCACCGAAGCUGGUCCUUCAGCUUUCGCAACGAUCAAACAGAAUUACUACUACGUCUUCGUGGGGUGCUCGACGUUCUUCCUCGUCAUGGCAUACCUGUAUUUCCCAGAGACAAAGCAGAAGACAUUAGAGGAGAUUGCGGCCGCGUUCGGCGACAAGGUCGUGUUGCUGGACGAAAACGAGGUUGUAGUCGAGGGGGCUGCUAUGCAAGAUAAAGUCGAUGCUGUGCAGGUUGAGAGUGCGCCCACUGUGAAGGUUCAGCACACUUGAGCCUGGAGGUCGUUUGUCAGGAGGAACGGAUGCAUAAGAGGGUCGUGGUGGCGUGCGAUGAUUGAAUGUCCACAUGGUAUGCAAUGUGUCUUGCGUAUGGGAGUAAACCCCUGCUAC